GACAAUUUAGAUAGCAUUAAAGCUGCUUCACAGCACCAGGUUUUGGAAAUAUUAUAAUAUACUUACUCAAAAUGUCGUUAAACCGAAGGACUGUUAUUCUUUCGCUGGGUUAUUUGAAGCUGGUACUUAUAAAUUUAUUAGGACUGGGUUUUCAAAUCAAGUUCUUUUACACUCUGCUUGCACACUUCAUAAACUCAGAGUACGGCAUACACUGGCCUUUCUUAGCUAUGUCCAUAGCAACACUAGCAGUACUUCUCGUAGACACCAUUUUCUGCGUUGUGCUGCUGGUCGGUGGACAUAAGGGGAGUCGAUCUGUCCUACGUGUGUACUUCUGGUUGGCGAUAGUCGGCGUGAUUGUGGCAAUACUGCGCACAGGUUAUGUCGUGGCAAACAACGUCGCUGUUAUCAUGACCGCUCCGGCUGUUGUGGUACAGGACGUUCUGCACAACCCUCAAGUUUAUGCAGGGAUAUUUUGGUUCGGCCUUGUGGACAUUGCUAUACAAAUAACUCUUCUAGUUUUUGUGAGAAGAGAAAUUAAAAGCAUAGAAAGGACUAUAAAGGCGGAAGCCCAGGAAGCUGAACUUCAAACAGUGUAACUUCGGAUUCACACCCCUCUCC
Molecule: messenger RNA, 618 nt
Organism: Aricia agestis (brown argus)
Lineage: Eukaryota; Metazoa; Arthropoda; Insecta; Lepidoptera; Lycaenidae
Exons: 5
Coding region: 72-596 (174 amino acids)
Source: RefSeq, a predicted model, not a curated record